AUCAGCAUGCAGAGAGUCGCCGUCUCCAGGGUGCAGGCGGAAGUAAUGCGCGUCCCCAUGGAAUCGCUCGUAGAGCACCUGGAGCGCUUCUCUGAGGUUCUGGCUGUCUCCCGCACUUCCCAUGUCAGCAGCUGGGACCCCGCGACCGUGCGCAGGGCCUUACAGUGGGCUCACUACCUGCGCCACGUCUACAGGCGCUUUGGCCGCCAUGUCCGCAUUCGCACUGCUCUGGAACAGCGACUGCAAAACCAGUGGAAGCAGGAGGGCGACUCUGGGCCCGCUCCAGCCCCGGGGUUGGUAAACUUCCAGGCGUUGGAGCACUGUGACCAUCUGUUGUCUCUGCGACUGCUGGCGAACCGGGCUCUCGGGGAUGCCGCCUUUCAGUACCUGCUGCAGCAGCUCUUUCCUGGCCCUGGUGUCCCAGACGCGGAGGAAGAGACGCUCCAAGGCAGCCUGGCCCUUCUCGCCCGCCGCCGGGCCGCUGUCCACCUGCUGCACUUCAACGCCUAUAGAGAGAACCCGGUCCUUCAGGAGGACUCACUGAUGAAGACCCAGGCGGAGCUGCUUCUGGAGCGUCUGCAGGAGGUGGGGGAGGGCGAAGCGCAGGGCCCUGGCAGGUUUCUCAGCAGCCUAUGGGAGCGCGUUCCCCAGAACAACUUCCUGAAGGUGAUAGCGGCCGCGCUCUUGCUUCCCCCGUCGUCUCCCUGGCUCCAAGGAGAGGAAUUGGAACCGGGCAGCCCCAAAACACCGAGAGAGGGGGGUCAAGAGUUGCUUCAUUGGCUCCUGGGGAAAUCAGAUGUCAUGACUGCCUUUUGCCGCAGCCUCCCAGCCGAGCUUUUAACUUCGGUGGCAGGGCGUCAUCCAGAGCUUUCCCGGGUCUAUCUGGGUCUGCUGAUAGACUGGGGUCGGCACCUGAACUAUGACCUUCAGAAAGGCAUUUGGUUUGGAACUGAGCCCCGCGAUGUGCCGUGGGAGGAGUUGUUCAGCAGGUUUCAAAGCCUCUGUCAGGCCCCUCCACCUCUGAAAGAUGAAGUUCUAACUGCCCUGAAGUCCUGUAAGGCACAAGAUGGAGAUUUCGAAGUCCCUGGUCUUAGCAUCUGGACAGACCUGUUGUUGGCUCUUGGGAGCAGUGCAUGAUACUGCAUUUGGGAAAAGACAAGUUUUAGGUCUCAGCCCCGGCCCGAAUUCUCUGUGGGCAACUUUCUGUUAUUGAUUACUUGAAUGCAAAAUUUGGGUUUACAAAAUUAAAAUUCCAGUGUUCUCACCAAAUCUCCUAUACUUUCAUGUGUCCAAAAUAUUAUUUUAGGUGCUAAUUUAUAAUAUGUAUAAUACUAACUUCCAAAUAUGUAAAGUAACUGGCUUGUAGUGCCAUGGAUUUUCUGUAUAGAAGCGGUAAUGUUCUAAGUAUUCUACCUAAAGCCAUAGAAUUAACAGUAGUUGCUAAGAAGGCACCUUUCUAAUAAUGCUGAAAAGAUAUGUGCUUUUCAAAGAAAAAGUAGCUUUAAAGUGACAAAACAGGACCUUUUUUUAUAUCAUUAAUGCCUUUUGUAGUUGUUUGUUUUUAAAUCUCUAGAAUUGAAGAGAUUGCUUUUAUCAAUGACAUGUGUUGUCAGAGUGAUUUGGAAAGCCACCUGGCCUAUUUGGACUUUAAACCCUGCACGUUGGCCUUGCUAACCUAAUGUUUUAAACAAUUAACCAGCCUCAACAUGUAUUAAAAUUGUGUUAUUCAGAAA
This is a messenger RNA of Phacochoerus africanus (Common warthog), 1733 nucleotides long. RefSeq names its product FA complementation group F (gene FANCF). Gene Ontology annotation, cellular component: Fanconi anaemia nuclear complex. The transcript has a single exon. Lineage: Eukaryota; Metazoa; Chordata; Mammalia; Artiodactyla; Suidae. Gene Ontology annotation, biological process: interstrand cross-link repair. The record is from RefSeq and is a predicted model, not a curated record. The coding region runs from base 7 to 1137 and encodes 376 amino acids.